GUCUGUCUGCAGUGAAGUCUGUAAGGAUGCAGACUAAACAACUAGAAAAGACAGCCGACCUGGGACACUGGCGUAAUACUCACCAGGAGAUCCUUCAUUCCUUUCUUCCUCUCUUGCUGUCCUCCUCUGUGAAUUGAUGAGGCUUCUUGGGAUUCUCCUACUGUCCUUUUCCCUGUGGGACAGAUUCCCUCUGAGGGAAUGCUUCUUGGCAUCCAGCUGCUCUGGGCUUGGCGAUGGCUGAUGCAGAUGCAGACACCAUGGAGUUGAGCUGCAGUGAAGUACCUCUUUACGGGCAGAUGACGGUCUAUGCGAAAUUUGGCAAAAAUGUUUAUCUUCCUAAAGAUGCCGAGUUUUACUUUAUUUAUGACGGAUCUCAUCAGAGACACAUCGUGAUUGCAGAGCGCACGGAGGAUAACGUUCUCCAAUCCAGCAUUCCAGGCCACGGGCUUCAGGAGACGGUGACAGUGUCUGUGUGCCUCUGCUCGGAAGGUUACUCCCCAGUGACCAUGGGCUCUGGCUCGGUGACCUACGUGGACAACAUGGCCUGCAGGCUGGCCCGUUUGCUGGUCACCCAGGCCCAUCGCCUCACGCCUGCUAGCCAUCAGACCCUGCUAACCCCAUUUGCCCUGACGGUGGGAGCGUUGCCUGCGUUGGACGAGGAGCUCGUGCUGGCGCUGACCCAUCUGGAGCUGCCUCUUGGGUGGACUGUCUUGGGAAAUUCUUCACUCGCAGUUUCUCUGCACAGAGAAUCUCUCCUACACCUCGCUGUGAGAUGGGGCCUGGCUAAGCUUUCCCAGUUCCUCUUGUGUCUCCCUGGGGGAGUCCAGGCCUUGGCUCUACCCAACGAAGAGGGUGCCACGCCAUUGGACUUAGCUUUACGUGGCGGACACUCGAAGCUGGUUGAAGACAUCACAAAUUUCCAGGGCAGAUGUUCCCCUGGCUUCUCCCGAGCGCAGCUCAGCGAAGAUGCCUCCCUGCGGUAUAUUCAUUCGUCAGAGACGCUGACCCUGACGCUUCACCACACAGCCGAGCAUUUGCUGGAGGCAGAUAUUAAACUCUUCAGGAAAUAUUUUUGGGAUAGAGCCUUUCUCAUCAAGGCUCUUGAAGAGCAAGCAGCCAGGCCAGAGGAGAGAUCAGAUAUGCCCUCCAGUGCUGCAGAAACCCAAGAAGAGAUUAAGGAUUUGGUGUCUGGCAGAUCAUUUCCUGAGGAGGAGGAUGUAAAGUGUGCGAAAAGCCUGGCAGUUCAACUGAAUGAGUAUGAAGACCGGGACAGUCUAGAUUUGGAUCGCUCCUUUGACGUCAUCAAAAAGUCCAGCCACCCCCCUCAGUUCCUCGCUGCAGGCCGGCUGUCCGACAUGCUGAAUGGGGGCGAUGAAGUGUAUGCUAACUGUAUGGUGACAGACCAGGUUGGUGAUUUGGAUGUUAACUACAUUAAUAUAGAAGGAGUCACUGCAAACGCCUGCCCUGAACCCGCGGGUUCUCCUCGGGGGCCUCAGAGCUGCAAGCACAUUCUUCCCACUGAGGCCGGCAGUGGCACGGGCACGGGCCCGCUCAGUGAGAGCAGGGAGGUGAUGUCGAAUCCUGAAGCCGGACGGUCUGUCACGUCAUCUAGUUCGUAUGCUUCCAAUUUGAACCCUUCGUUUGGUCUUCGUGGAUUUGAAAAGGAACCAAGUCACCUAAAGAAAAGAAGCUCUAGCCUCGAUGCCCUGGAUGCUGACAGUGAAGGGGAGGGGCCGUCUGAGCAGUCCCGCGUGUGUUACGCUCCGGGGUCUCAGAGUUCCUCGCGGACUGGGCUUCCUAGUGGGGAUGAACUGGACUCUUUUGAGACCACCCCUGAACAAGAUUUCAACAUCUCCAGGACCGAGUCACUUUCUUUAUCAAGUAACCUGCAAUUGAAGGAGUCCUUGCUUUCUGGAAUCCGUUCACGGUCUUAUUCCUGCUCAUCACCCAAAAUUUCUUUAGGAAAAACUCAGAUGGUGCGUGACUUUGCAGUGUGCAGUUUAAGUGAAGAUGGUGCGCUCCACAGUGGCCGUUCCCUCCUUCGGUCUCUCUCACUGUCUAAGUCAGUGUCUCUGCUCCAUCUCUGUAAGCAAAGAGCUUACAGCUUUCCGGAGCCACCAAGAGAAAAAAGAAUUCAGGAAGAAGAAUGGGAUAAAUACAGCAUGCCUGCCAAAUCGGAGUCUGAAAAAUACAAAGUGAGCCGAACUUUCAGCUUCCUCAUGAAUAGGAUGACUAGUCCUCGGAAUAAAUCUAAGACGAAAAGCAAGGAUGCCAAAGACAAAGAGAAACUGAGUCGACAUCAGUUUGUUCCUGGAACGUUCUCUGGGGUUCUGCAGUGUUUGGUUUGUGAUAAAACACUCCUGGGGAAAGAGUCAUUCCAGUGUUCUAACUGUAGUGCAAGUGUUCACAAGGGAUGUAAGGACGCCGCGCCCCCGUGUACCAAGAAAUCCCAAGAGAAAUACAACAAGAACAAACCGCAGACCAUCCUUGGAAAUUCUUCAUUUAGAGACGUCCCGCUGCCUGCUCUCUCCUUGCACCCUUCUUCCUCCAUGCCGAUUGGAUUGCCGGCCGGGAGGAAAGAAACUUCAGGGCAGGUCCAUCCGUUGUCCAGAAGCGUUCCAGGAACCACCUUGGAAAGCUUCAGGAGGUCGGGGCCGUCCCUGGAGUCUGACAGCGACGGGAGCGCCUGGAGAAGCAGGUCUCAUUCCGAUGAGCUGUUACAGUCUGUGGGCUCUUCUCCCUCCAUGGAGUCUUUCUUAAUGGAAGAUGUUGUGGAUUCGUCCCUGUGGAGUGACCUCAGCAGUGAUGCCCAAGAGUUCGAAGCAGAAUCCUGGAGUCUUGUGGUGGACCCCUCGUUUUGUAGCAGGCAGGAGAAGGAUGUCAUCAAAAGACAGGAUGUCAUUUUUGAGCUGAUGCAGACAGAGAUGCAUCACAUCCAGACUCUGUUCAUCAUGUCCGAGAUCUUCAGGAAAGGGAUGAAAGAAGAGUUACAGCUUGACCACAGCACUGUGGAUAAAAUCUUUCCCUGUCUAGAUGAGUUGCUGGAAAUCCAUAGGCGUUUCUUCUACAGUAUGAAGGAGCGAAGGCAGGAAUCCUGUGCUGGCAAUGACAGGAAUUUCAUCAUCGACCGAAUUGGAGACAUUCUAGUACAACAGUUUUCAGAGGAAAAUGCAAAUAAAAUGAAGAAAAUAUAUGGAGAAUUCUGUAGCCAUCACAAAGAAGCUGUUAGCCUCUUUAAAGAGCUCCAGCAGAAUAAAAAGUUCCAGAAUUUUAUUAAGCUCCGAAGUAGUAAUCUUUUGGCUCGGCGCCGAGGAAUUCCAGAGUGCAUUCUGCUGGUCACUCAGCGCAUCACAAAAUACCCUGUCUUGGUGGAAAGGAUAUUGCAGUACACAAAGGAAAGAACUGAAGAGCAUAAAGACUUAUGCAAAGCUCUUUGCUUAAUUAAAGACAUGAUCGCAGCAGUGGAUUUAAAAGUCAGCGAAUAUGAGAAAAACCAAAAAUGGCUUGAGAUCCUAAGUAAGAUCGAAAACAAAACAUACACGAAGCUCAAGAACGGCCACGUGUUUCGGAAGCAGGCGCUGCUGAGUGAGGAAAGGACCCUGCUCCACGACGGCCUCGUGUACUGGAAAACGGCCACGGGCCGCUUCAAAGAUAUCCUCGCUCUCCUUCUCACUGACGUGCUGCUCUUUUUACAAGAAAAAGACCAGAAAUACAUCUUUGCAGCCGUUGAUCAGAAGCCAUCCGUUAUUUCCCUUCAGAAGCUUAUUGCUAGAGAAGUUGCUAAUGAGGAGAGAGGAAUGUUUCUGAUCAGUGCUUCAUCAGCUGGUCCUGAGAUGUAUGAAAUUCAUACCAAUUCCAAGGAGGAACGAAAUAACUGGAUGAGACGGAUCCAACAGGCAGUGGAAAGUUGCCCAGAGGAAGAAGGAGGAAGGGCAAGUGAAUCUGAUGAGGAGAAGCGGAAAGCUGAAGCACGAGUGGCCAGAAUUCAGCAGUGUCAAGAGAUCCUCAGCACCCAAGACCAGCAGAUUUGCAUGUAUUUAGAGGAGAAGCUGAACAUCUAUGCUGAGCUUGGAGAGCUGAGUGGGUUUGAGGACGUGCACCUGGAGCCCCAUCUCCUCAUUAAACCCGACCCCGGGGAGCCUCCCCAGGCGGCCUCGCUGCUGGCAGCAGCCCUGAAAGAAGCUGAGAGCCUACAAGUUGCAGUGAAGGCCUCGCAGAUGGGCGAUGCAUGUCCAUCAUCUGAGGAAGGUUGUGGAGAAGCUGCCUUGACGGAUUCGCUCAGUUCUCAGGACGUGCCAGGAUUGCCUACUGCUUGUGCGCUUCCAGCACUAGUCACAGAAGGGACAGGAGGAAGAGGCUGCUGGGAUGUGGAUCCCGGGACCCAGGGUGUGGGAACCGACUUGGCGGUCUCUGAUGCAGGGGAGAAGGUGGAAUAUAGAAGUUUUCCAGGUUCUUCACAGUCGGAGAUUAUACAAGCGAUACAGAAUCUAACCCGUCUCUUGUACAGCCUUCAGGCCGCCCUGACCAUUCAGGACAGUCACAUUGAGAUCCACAGGCUGGUUCUCCAGCAGCAGGAGAGCCCGGCCCCCGGCCCCUGUCUCCGAGGCAGCACCUUUCAGGACCAGGAGAAGUGCCGCAGCCUGGAGAAGCAGCGUGAGGAGCUGGCCAACAUCCACAAGCUCCAGCAUCAGUUCCAGCAGGACCAGCAGCGCUGGCACCGCAGGUGCGACCAGCAGCAGCGGGAGCAGGAGGCCAAGGCCAGCUGGCUGCAGGAGCGCGAGAGGGAGUGCCAGUCACAGGAGGAGCUGCUGCUGAGGAACCGCGGGGAGCUGGACCAGCAGCUCCAGGAGUACCAGCAGAACCUGGAGCGGCUGAGGGCGGGCCAGCGCCUGGUGGAGAGGGAGCGUGAGAGGAUGCAGGCCCAGCAGAGCCUGCUGUGCAGCUGGAAACACAGCCGGCAGAGCAGCCUUCCCGCGGCGUUUUCUCCGGGAAGUACGGAGGUAAUGGAACUUAAUCAAUCUGAGAGUUUAUGUCAUGAAAAUUCAUUCUUCAUCAAUGAAGCUUUAGUGCAAAUGUCACUUAACACUUUCAACGAACCAACUCCAUCAGAUAUCCUUCAGGAUGCCACUUACCUCCCAAAUAUAUCUAACUCUGAUUUGGUAAGGACUAGAAAGAACCAAGUAGACCUCAAGACGGACGUUUCUCAGCCCUCGGAUGUCAACCAUGAACUGUGGACAGCCACUGGGUCCUGUCAUCAGAUACCCCCUCUCCACCCAAGCGGCAAGGAUUCUUGUAAAAAUGAGAAAACACUUGAUGGUGUGAAAAUUAGUCUGAAAUCUUCGUCUCCCUUUUCAGAUUUGGACAUCUCCCAGACUGAGUUCCCACCCCUCCACGACUCAGCUCCCCAUGGCCCUCAGCUGCAGACGUUUAUAGAAGCAAAGCUAAGUCUACAGACUGCGACCAGACCAGACAGGGAAACUGGAGACAGAGCCGAAGAAAAUAUUGUUUACCUCUAAUUGUAUUGUCGUUAUUUUUCCAUACAAAACAAAACACUGGCAUUUGGGGGAGAAUUAUUUUUUUCCUUUCCUGAUGUGUGUGCGACUGUCUGUGUCCAAAUUGCUUUAAGAGUAAUAUUUAAUAUUUCAUGCAAGUUCACUUUUGGGGCAUGAAUCUAAUAAUUAAAUUAUUGGAAGCAGCUCUGUUUGUGCAAUCGUUAACUUAUCACACCUAACUUCUGAUUUCUGGAGGGGAAAUUAACUUGAAUAAGGAGAAAUAUUUUCAAAGUUAUUAUGACUCUAGAGUAAAAUUCCGUAUUGCGUUUUCUACUGAAUCAUCUGGUUUUCGAAAUGCCUUUUAAGAUGUAAACAAAGCAAUUUGGAUGGAAAGAGUCAUGUUCAUGAUGGGCAAACGUUCAAAAUCACAGCAGCUCAUUACAGAGAGUGGCCUCAGUGCCCCAAAAGGCGAGGAUGCCAGAAAGGCCUUUUCUUGGCUAGUUUUUACGUGCUAAUUUCUCUUUAGGAUGUCAAAGGGGUCGCUGAUGGUUGUGAUCUGUCACAGUCACCAUGCAACCAACGUGGCCUGUCUGGGCACCUGUUCUGACCAGGUGGCCACUCUGCUAUGGACACAAUCUGGACUCUCAGGACCUGGGCCACCUGCUUUGCAGACGCACUUUCUUGGUCCUGAUGCUGGUCCGCUUUCAAGCCACAGUUCAGCAGCAUCUUUCAACAGAGCCCAGAGGCAGAGCCGCACAAGUCAGUCUUGAUGUAAACAGUGACACUCCAGUGGCACCCUCGCUUCUCUCACCUAGCCCCUUUCCUGGCAGCCCUGGGAGCACCAGCAACCAGCACUCACUAGAAGGAUCUCUCCCCGCUGUUCUUUAAGGACAAAACUGCACGCUCAGUGAAGCUCGCUUCCUGCAUGUGCUUUUCCAAGUGCGCUUCCUGCCUCCGGAGUAAUAUGGGUCUCUGUGUGAGAAAAUACACCGGGAAAUGUUUUCAGCUUGUUCUUCAGAAAUAUUUGUACAUGUUUUGGUCGAUGUCAAUAAAUACCUUUUACCUCACUA
Molecule: messenger RNA, 6562 nt
Organism: Equus quagga
Lineage: Eukaryota; Metazoa; Chordata; Mammalia; Perissodactyla; Equidae
Gene: ARHGEF28
Product: Rho guanine nucleotide exchange factor 28
Exons: 39
Coding region: 234-5516 (1760 amino acids)
Biological process (GO): cell morphogenesis; regulation of Rho protein signal transduction
Molecular function (GO): guanyl-nucleotide exchange factor activity
Source: RefSeq, a predicted model, not a curated record